Molecule: messenger RNA, 1939 nt
Organism: Acromyrmex echinatior (Panamanian leafcutter ant)
Lineage: Eukaryota; Metazoa; Arthropoda; Insecta; Hymenoptera; Formicidae
Gene: Rnf146
Product: Ring finger protein 146
Biological process (GO): ubiquitin-dependent protein catabolic process; Wnt signaling pathway
Cellular component (GO): nucleus; cytoplasm
Molecular function (GO): poly-ADP-D-ribose binding; ubiquitin protein ligase activity; zinc ion binding
Source: RefSeq, a predicted model, not a curated record
UGACCUUCGCGAGUAUUGACAAGACGCGUGCUGCUGUUUACAAACUAGACAAGGAAUCGAUUAUAUCGAUGAAGUUCUGACCCUAUCAGGUCAGAUUGUGCAAUCUACUCUGUCAUGGCACAAGCGAAACUCGACGUGCCGGAGAAAUCUGGUGGAGGUAUCAAAGAAAAGGACAAGGAUUCCGAGGAAAAGGAAGGUCCUACUGUCGUACCAGAAUGUGCAGUAUGCCUGCAACCUUGCAUUCAUCCAGCGCGAUUACCCUGCAGUCAUAUAUACUGCUAUUUGUGUGUGAAGGGUGUUGCUAAUCAGAGCAAACGAUGUCCAAUGUGUCGUCAAGAGAUUCCGCCAGAUUUUCUUGAGAGACCUCAGUUGGUGGAAGUGGAGGAGCCUCAGAAGGAGUUGGAACAUCCCGAGGAAGAAUACCAAUGGUUUUACGAAGGCCGAAAUGGUUGGUGGCAAUAUGAUCAGCGUACAAGUAUCGAAUUAGAAACGGCAUAUAAACAGGGUAAAAGGACCUGCGAGUUGUUGAUUGCAGGAUUUCUUUACAUUGCCGACUUUGGUUCGAUGCUCCAAUUACGUAGAAAUGAUCCUUCUAGACGAAGGAGAAUCAAAAGAGAUCUAUAUAAUGUUCCAAGAAAAGGAGUCGCUGGAUUACGGCUCAACGUACAGGACGAAGAGAUCGUCAGAGAAAUAAGAGGUGCAGAACGACCAGCUAGUCCUGCAAGUGAUAGUAUGGGUACAGGAGACGGCACAAAUACUCCUAUACCACCUAGUAAUACGCCACAGACACCUGCAGGUGGGACAGCGAGUGGUGAUGCUACUCCUCUAAACGAUAGAGUAGAUCAGAGGUCGGAUUCCUUGCAUCAAGUCCUAGAACAAAUGCGCUCUUUAGUUUUAAGAGAGCAUCUGUCCUUAAACAGCGAUAAUGAAUUUGAAGAAGAUACGGAAGACACGUCGAUUUCGGAUCAUCCCACUCUUUCAUAGCUACAAACAUCGAAUUUAUAUUUAUCAGAGACCGUCGCAAUCUUAUUUCAGAAUAUCCAAUUCAUUUCCAUACUUUUUGUAUUGCUACUCAGCUCAAUAAGAUAGUAUUCUAUACACACACGCGCGCGCACACACAUAUUUGUAAGUGUAUCAACAAGAUUGACAAACGUUACUUAUCAGUUACUUUAGCGUUACUUUCUAUAGUAAACAAUUUAAUGACGAUGUUGCAAUUUUUUAUGACGAUAACGCUAACUAACUAAACGCUAAGGUUGUGCUAAGAUUAGAAAAGUCACUUUGAAAAAUAAUUUAUCAUCAUUACGCGUUACUUACUAAAAAAAAAGUAAUAAGUAAUGAGCAAUGCGUAACGUUAUUUGUUACAAGUAAAAAAGUAACAUGUUACAAAUUAAAAGGAAAAAGGAGUUAUUUUUUUCAAUAACGAAUAACUUUUCAAUCCGUUACAAGUAAUGUUUGAUUUUUUGUACUCUGAUGUUACCAUUACCGUCAUAAAAAAUUCACAAUGUCAUUAUCAAAUCGUUGUUAUAACGAUAUAAGGUAACGAUCAACAAAGUAACGCGUUACUGCCAAUCCUGUAUAUCAAUAUUUAAAUUUUAUUGAUCUAGCAAAUUACAUUGCUCAAUUAUGUAUGGAAAUUGAUAUACCUACAAUUAAGUAUAUUUCGAAUUAGAUAGCUAUCUUUAUUUAGUAAGUACGCUCUUCUCUCCCUGCUCUUAAAAACUGUUUAAUUACAAUUAUAAUAAGACGAGAAAAGUAUCAAUUAAGUUGUCAUUGAAAAUAGUAAGAGUUUGCGAAGUGCGGAUUUACAAUUUACAAAAUAAUCACUUGUUGAUGAAUAAUGUACUUAAAAGUCUAACUAUGAGAAUUACUGUGUUGGAUAGCAGUAAUAUAAAUUUAUUGCUGUGACAACAAUUAGUCGUAUAAAAUAAGAUAAAUAUAC